AUGACGAAUAUGGUGGGUGGUGAUGCGCUUGCUGUGGAUGAUGACCCUGAGAUUGGAUCUCUGAACGCCCACUUGAGCGGUGAGCCAGCUCAAGCCAUCGUGGUAACUCCUGAUCAGUCGGGGAUUGAGAUACAGAAUAAUGUAUUAGCUGUCAUGCCACAUUUUUAUGGGAGAAGAAUGGAUAACCCGUACACAAUCCUGCACGAGUUCUGCAAACUCUGUGGAAUACAAAAGCGACCGGUUGGGUCCAGUGAGGAAGACUACAAAUACUGCUUUCCAUCCACAAAGACGAAUAACCUGAAGAAGGAGAUACAUGGGGCCCGUCAAGACAGUGAUGAGACUUUGAGUCAAUAUUGGGGGAGAUAUAAAGGGUUGCUUGAUGCGUGCCCAAACAAUAGCAUGGUGGAAGCUGAUGUUUACAACACUUUUUACGAAAGAUUAACCCUGGAAAGUAAGGAUCUCAUAAACUCCUCAAGCGGCGGUGACUUCUCUAAGCUGAAAGUGAGUGAAGCCAAGAGGGUUCUCGAUAGGUUGAUCAACGCCAAGAAGGCAUAUGAUAUUCCAAGGACCACGAUAUUGAGACGAGUAUUAACUAACACUACCACAGACACAAUCAAAGAGAGAAUGGAGGCCCGAAUGGAUAAGCUGGAAAAAGACAUUAUUGGCCACUAUGGAGAAAAAGAAUCCACCUGCCCUGCCGGAGAAGAGGGGUACCAAAACCAAAAUCCGAACGCCCAGACACAGGGAGGUCAAGAAUCGCAUGGAAAUUUCCAUCCGGGGUCGGGAUCGUCGUCUAAUAUUCCGCCAGGAGCAAGCUCAAGCCAGGCAUUGUCCAAGCAAUCGAAGGGCACAGAAGAGCUAAUACGAGAUUUGUUGAAUUCCCAACAGCAUCUCCAGGGGAACAUGCAGGCAAAUAAUGACGUAGUGUACCGGCUACAAGAUGCCCAACAUGAGCACAAGGCAGCUAUGUAUAUGCUCACCAAACAGAUCUCGCAGAUGGCCACAACAUUGAAUGAGAUACACGGGCAUAACGGUUACCUCCCCGCUACUGUUAAGAUGUCAGACAGAGCUAAUAUCAAUAAGAUCACUCUAGAUCAGGAAGAUUUUAUGCUGAACCCGUGA
Molecule: messenger RNA, 1122 nt
Organism: Salvia splendens (bonfire salvia)
Lineage: Eukaryota; Viridiplantae; Streptophyta; Magnoliopsida; Lamiales; Lamiaceae
Exons: 4
Coding region: 1-1122 (373 amino acids)
Source: RefSeq, a predicted model, not a curated record